This is a messenger RNA of Benincasa hispida (wax gourd), 2812 nucleotides long. It is a transcript of the gene CMT3, whose product is annotated as chromomethylase 3. Gene Ontology annotation, molecular function: DNA (cytosine-5-)-methyltransferase activity; DNA binding; chromatin binding. The record is from RefSeq and is a predicted model, not a curated record. NCBI's taxonomy places the organism in Eukaryota, Viridiplantae, Streptophyta, Magnoliopsida, Cucurbitales, Cucurbitaceae. Gene Ontology annotation, biological process: negative regulation of gene expression via chromosomal CpG island methylation. Gene Ontology annotation, cellular component: nucleus.
ACUUAUUUCCCUCUCCUCCAAUUUUUCCGCUCUUUCUCCUUUUUCCCGCCGUUCCUUCACAAUGCCUUCCAAGCGCCGCUCCAAAUCCGCCACUCCCAUUUCUCCUAAGCCAGGUCCUGAUGUUUCUUCCCCCAACAAGAAGCUCAAAACCGAGCUCAAGGGUGAUGAAACUCCCAUUUCCAAUCCCCCUCCUAAAGUAAGUGCGGCUAAGACCAGGAAAGUGAAGGCGGAGUUGGUGGGCGACGAGGAGGAUACUACGGCUAGGUUUUUGGAGCCUCAUUUUCCGGAUAGUGAAGCGAGAGAACGGUGGCCUCUGCGGUAUAGGGGAAAGAAGGAGAAACUUGUUGGGGAGAAAAAUUCAAGGGAUGACUCGGGGGAGGUAGUCCAGGCCCUACAUCAUUACUCACAGGCUGUAGUUGACAACAUCACAUACAAUCUCUUUGAUGAUGCCCAUGUGAAGGCUGAAGAUGGUGAGGAUGAUUAUAUAUGCAAAAUUGUUGAAAUGUUUAAGGCUGUUGACGGGCAACUCUACUUCACAGCACAAUGGUACUAUAGAGCUAAAGAUACUGUUGUGAAAGACCAUGCUCAUCUCAUCAAUGACAAGCGUGUAUUCUUUUCAGAAGUUCGGGAUGAUAAUCCAUUGGAUUGUCUUGUUAAGAAGCUAAAUAUAGCUAGAAUACCUCUAACUAUGGCUAUGGAUAAGAAAAAAAACCGUCUUCCUGGUUGUGACUUUCAUUGUGACAUGUUAUACUUGCUACCGUAUUCCUCAUUUGUUAAACUGCCAGCAAGUGAGAAAAAGGUUGGCAGUGACACAUCAUCAACAAUUUCCUCUGAGGUUGAUACCAACGGAGCAUGUGAAGUGAACUCAGAAAUUGGGGAUGUUACUCAAGCACAGCAGUGUCGUAAGCCUGACGUUGCACUUCUAGAUUUGUAUUCAGGAUGUGGUGCCAUGUCAACUGGAUUAUGUUUAGGCGGGAAUUUGUCUGGGGUGAACCUAGUCACAAAAUGGGCCGUUGAUUUAAAUCAAUAUGCUUGUGAAAGUCUGAAGUUCAAUCAUCCAGAGACUCAGGUUAGAAACGAAAUGGCAGAAGAUUUUUUAUCGUUGCUAAAAGAGUGGGAAGUGCUUUGCAAAUAUUUUUCUUUGAUAAAAAGCAAAGAGCCACAACAAAAGUACAUUGAUCUUUUUGCUAAUGAAGAUGAAGAUGAAGAUGAAGGGGAAAAUGAAGAGGAAAAUGAAAAAACGGAAGAUGAUGGAGAGGUGUUUGAAGUAGAAAAGAUACUUGCAAUAUGUUAUGGUGAUCCCAACGAAACUAAGAAACGUGGAUUGUUUCUUAAGGUUCGUUGGAAGGGUUAUGGCUCUGAUGAAGACACAUGGGAGCCAAUUGACGGGUUGAGCAACUGCAAGGAAAAGUUGAAAGAAUUUGUGACAAGUGGUUACAAAUCAAAGAGCUUACCUUUGCCGGGUGAUGUUGAUGUUAUAUGUGGAGGGCCUCCCUGCCAGGGCAUUAGUGGCUUCAAUCGCUUUAGGAACACAGAAAAUCCACUGGAAGAUGAGAAAAACAAACAGCUUGUUGUCUAUAUGGACUUAGUGGAGUAUCUUAGGCCUAAAUACAUUUUGAUGGAGAAUGUAGUUGAUAUAGUAAAGUUUGCCAAUGGAUUUUUGGGACGGUAUGCUCUUGGUCGUUUAAUAUCAAUGAAUUAUCAAGUUCGCAUGGGAAUGAUGGCAGCAGGUGCAUAUGGUCUUCCACAAUUUCGUAUGCGAAUGUUUAUGUGGGGUGCCCAACCAACAGAGAAGCUUCCACAGUAUCCUCUUCCAACUCACGAUGUUGUAGUGAGGGGUGUAAUUCCUACAGAAUUUGAGAUGAAUGUUGUUGCUUAUGAUGAACUUAAUGGCGUUCAGUUGGAAAAGAAGCUUCUUUUGGAAGAUGCAAUUUCUGAUCUUCCUGCUGUUGGAAAUGAUGAACGGCGAGAUGAAAUGCCUUAUGGUGAAGCUCCCAAGACUGAGUUUCAGCAUUUAAUUAGAUCACCUAGGGAAGAAAGCUUUGAUUCUUCUACAACGUCUAAGCCAGCCAUGCAUGAACUAUAUGAUCAUCGGCCACUUGCACUAAAUACAGAUGACUACCAACGUGUUUGUCAGAUUCCAAAGAGAAAGGGAGCAAACUUUAGAGAUUUACCUGGUGUUCGUGUUCGCCCUGAUAAUAAAGUUGAAUGGGAUCCUGAUAUUAAGAGAGUGUAUUUGGAAUCUGGAAAGCCUUUGGUUCCUGAUUAUGCCAUGAGUUUUGUAAAUGGAUCAUCGUCGAAGCCAUUUGCUCGCUUAUGGUGGGAUGAGACAGUGCCUACAGUUGUUACUCGGGCAGAGCCUCACAACCAGGCAAUUGUGCAUCCAGAGCAAGAUAGAGUAUUGACGAUUCGAGAAAAUGCAAGACUUCAAGGCUUUCCAGAUUAUUACAAGCUCUUUGGGCCUGUAAAAGAAAGGUACAUACAAGUAGGAAAUGCAGUUGCGGUACCGGUUGCUCGAGCGUUAGGAUAUUCCUUAGGCAUGGCGUUUCAAGGUUUAGCUGGAGACGCGCCUGUAUUUAGUCUACCCAAAAAAUUUCCUAACAUUAUCAAACAACAUUCUUCUGCAUCCUCAGAAGAAGUCGCUUGAAGUGGUAAUUCUUUUGACAGAUCAUUAUAUUAAAUUAUGUUGUAUGCUGAUUUAACUUGUUGGAUUAUUCACUUUAUCUCAUUGUAUCGUGGAAAUGUACAAUUAAGAGAUAACCUUGAUAUUUAUAUCAUAACCAAUUUCAUGGCUAUGUGACAUUUACUACCA